Molecule: messenger RNA, 1388 nt
Organism: Archocentrus centrarchus (flier cichlid)
Lineage: Eukaryota; Metazoa; Chordata; Actinopteri; Cichliformes; Cichlidae
Product: retinol dehydrogenase 16-like
Exons: 5
Coding region: 1-1344 (447 amino acids)
Biological process (GO): steroid metabolic process
Cellular component (GO): intracellular membrane-bounded organelle
Molecular function (GO): methyltransferase activity; 2-oxoglutarate-dependent dioxygenase activity
Source: RefSeq, a predicted model, not a curated record
AUGACUUGUUAUGAGUUCCUCUGUCCUUCCAGUCAUGUACUUGUACCUUGUGGGCUCCCCAGGGUUUCUGACAAGAACAACAGGUAUGUUUACAUCACAGGAUGUGAUAGCGGCUUCGGGAACCUUUUGGCCCAGCAUCUGGACAAGCAGGGGUUCCGAGUGAUUGCCUCAUGUUUCACUGAGAGAGGAGAGGAGGAUCUGAAGAAGUCCUGCUCCAGCAACCUGAUCACAACUCACUUGGAUGUUAGAUCUCAAGACAGCAUUGCCAAAGUUGAAGAAAUGGUCAUUGACGUCAGGAGGCAGAGAGGAGACCAUGCUCCACUUUACAUCAAUAGAGUAUGUGUAGAGAGAGUAGUCUUCUUUAAGCUCCUCGGGACCCACAUUUCUGAGGACCUCACCUGGACUGGGAACACAGCAGCACUGGUAAAAAAGGCCCAGCAGAGACUCCACUUCCUGCGUGUCCUGUGGAGGAACCACCUGGAGGAAAAGCUGCAGGUGUCCUUCUACCGAACAACCAUAGAGCCAGUCCUGAUGUAUUAUGUGUCUGUCUGGUUUGCUGCCUGCUCUGUUGCAGACAGGAGGGCUCUGCACAGGGUCACCAGGACUGCUGAAAAGAUCAUCCCCUGCCCCGCCUGGAGAACAUUACCAGCUCUCGAUACAUUAGCAGAGCAAAGAAAAUCUUGGCAGACCACUCUCACCCUGGUUAACAACUGUUCAACCUGCUGCCAUCAGAGAAGAGACUCAGGCCUAUGGGCUGUAGUGAACAAUGCAGGCGUCUCCAUUCCCUCUGCCCAAUGUGACUGGCUGACUCUCGACGAUUACAAAUCCAUGCUGGAUGUGAACCUGAAUGGGGUGAUUCCUUCCAGGGGAAGGGUGGUGAAUGUAGCCAGUGUGUUUGGGAGGAUCAGUGCUAUUGGUGGCCCAUAUACUGUCUCAAAGUUUGGUGUUGAAGCAUUCAGUGACAGCAUAAGGAUAAAUAUGGCACCUUUUGGUGUCAAGGUCCUCUGCAUUGAGCCAGGAUUCUUCAAGACACAGAUGACCAGCAGUGAAGUUGUGUGCAAUAAUAUUAAAAUGGUGUGGGAGAAACUUCCACAGGAGGUCCGAGCUGACUAUGGAAGUGAAUAUCUACAGAAAGCAUUAGCCUUGCUAACAGACAAAAUUGCCAAGCUGGGUGAUGCAGACCUGAUGAAGGUGGCAGCCACGGCUGCUGUCCGGCCUCGUACUCAUUACUCGCCAGGUUGGGACGCCAAGCUUUUCCGGCUGCCACUGUCCUACAUGCCCAACUGUGUCAGUGAUUACAUCCUGCAGAUGGAAGCCAUUCCUAUCGCCAAGCAGAUUGAAUAACUUUAUAUCUGUCUACAAAUACAGGCAUUCUUUCUGUGUGGACU